UGCUUGUGGUUCCCUGUAACAAUUUGCUCGCCAUUAAUGCGUCCACAAUUCCUUCCCCUCUUCCCAGUUCUUCUUCUAUGGAAAUUUGCAGAAGCUCAUUUCUCUUUGUGACCACUUCGUAUCACCUCAAAUUAAGAAAAAAUGGAGUUAUUACUUGUAGAAGCAAGAAAUCAGCCCUGGUCGAGGGGCCUUCGUGUGUAUUCGUUGGCCCCAUAGAGACUGCAAGUGUUGAUAGGCUUGAAGCUCUCUAUCAACAGGCGCGUGAUUCGUAUUACAGUGGGAAACCGUUAAUUGUAGAUGACAUGUUUGAUAAAGUUGAGUUGAAGCUGCGGAGGUAUGGAUCAAAGUAUGUCGUGAAGUAUCCCCGCUGCAGUCUCAUGAGACAAUCCACAUAUGCAGAUGCUGAGUAUGACUUGGGCGUUUAUCUCUGGAGGGAGGGGGAUCAGGAGGAUCCAUCACAGCUUUUUGCAUUGGCAAGCAUAUGGCUCGUAUUCCUUGCAUUUGGCAGUUUAGCCUGUCUCGUACCCACCAUCCAUACUCUCGGUGUGAUGUAUAAUGAGGAUCCUUUUGGUUCAACGUUGGUUUUACAUAGCCCUCAAUCAGUGCUAGAAUUUCCUGCUGCUCUGAAUAGGGUGCUACUUGUGGGCUUGGGGUCUUUGGUUGGCUUUCCCAUUUCAUCAGCUGCUGUGAAAGCCCUUCAAGGUCUUUGGAAGAAUGAUUUGGUUGCUCUGAAAGGCUGCUGUCCAAAUUGUGGAGAAGAGGUAUUUGCAUUUGUGAGAGCAGCCAAACCGAAAGAACCCCCACAUAGGACCGAUUGUCACGUAUGUGACUCCUCUCUGGAGUUUCGCACAAAGGUAGAGGAAUCAGCUUCGAAACCCAGAAGCCGGUGGGUUUAUGGCCGCAUUUACUUGCUUAAGCAGAACUCAUAAUCAAAGUCAAAAUCAAAAUCAGGGAUGCGGCUGUAGUUUGCUUCUCUCACAUUACCACAAAAAUUUAAAUGGAAGAAAUAGAAAAGCUUGGUUAUACUAUUUUAAGCAUUUAUGUUUGUAAAGCUCUUCCUUUUUGUCCUUUUAGUGCAUUGGUUGGAUAUUGAACUACCACAUGAAAUAGAUGCUCCUGAGGUGUAUAAAUUUAGUCUUAGGGUGAAAUUGAUAGCCAAAUUCUCAUCCAAAUUUUGCCUGAAAUUAGUUGAAGCAUCUGUUUUCGCCAGAAUCUAGCUGGUCAGCUAUGUAGCAAAGUUGGCACAAUUUUGGUUGGGGGACAUCACGUUUUUUGAGAUUGGGAUUCUGACUGAAAUUAUGGAAGAGUUGUGAAUAAAAAUCAAUACUACCCUUUUGUAAAA
This is a messenger RNA of Amborella trichopoda, 1342 nucleotides long. RefSeq names its product PGR5-like A protein. Lineage: Eukaryota; Viridiplantae; Streptophyta; Magnoliopsida; Amborellales; Amborellaceae. The record is from RefSeq and is a predicted model, not a curated record. Gene Ontology annotation, cellular component: chloroplast thylakoid membrane. Gene Ontology annotation, biological process: photosynthetic electron transport in photosystem I. Gene Ontology annotation, molecular function: oxidoreductase activity, acting on iron-sulfur proteins as donors.